UAUGAAGAUUGAAGAUAUAGUUAUCCAAUAUCUAGUGAAUCAUUAAAUGGGUGCCACAUACUCAAGGGACAAGUCCAUCUCCCAUGCAACCAAAAGCAAACAACUACUUUUCAUUUCUCAGUCACUGAUCUUACAAUCCUAGCAACCAUGGAAGCCAUCACAAAAUCUCUCUACCUAACAAAAUUUCCCAACUCUCAAAUCUACUCUAGUUCUUCUUCAAAUUCACCAAUUUCAUUACACUCCAAAGCCACUUCAGUAACUUUCAAUUCAUCAACACAUCAUUUGCACAAAUGCUUUCUUUUUCAGCAACCUGGUCGCGGUGUUAUACAUCCCAUAGCAAAAAAUAAGGGGAAACUAGGAGUUAUACAUGCAUCAGAAGCUGCAACUCCAAUAACAAAUGCUACUGGAAGAUGGAUUCUUGAACCAAUUGGAGAUGGUGACACAAGACAUAUAGGCUACAAGGUUGCGAUGCCAGGUGCAUAUGAAAUAGCUUCGAAUGAAGUUACUGUAGGACGUGUUCCAGAGAAAGCUGAUAUAGUGAUUCAAGUUGCAACAGUGUCGGGUGCGCAUGCACGCAUUCGGAAAAAAGAAGACAAUCUUCUAGUUAUGGAUUUGGAUAGCACCAACGGGACAUUCGUUGACGAGAAACGGCUGAGACCUGGAGUAGUUACCAUUGUAUCUCCGGGGAGUUUUAUUACUUUUGGGGAUACUCAUUUGGCUAUGUUCCGAGUGUCAAAGAUAAAAGAUGAGAAGGUUGCAGAUACAACUGGAGAAACAGAAGGUGAAUCAGACAAUGGUGACAAAUCUGAUAUUACCGAAACAAGUUGAACUUGUAGUUGUAAUGCAUAGUAGUUUGUUUUGUAAAGUUAAAAUAUUCGCAUUGUUUUGCAAGGCCAUUUUGAUACAUAACAUAUUCUAUGGUUGAGUUAAUAUUCUGCCCAAUGUUGUCGCUGCCAAACAAUAGGAAAAGAUAAAUGUUCACAAGUUAACAUGUACACAAUUUGGUGUUUUGUUUGUUUGUUUUAUAGUCUGAAACUAAGUUGGUUUUAUCAA
Lathyrus oleraceus (garden pea) is the source of this 1053-nucleotide messenger RNA. RefSeq lists its product as uncharacterized. Lineage: Eukaryota; Viridiplantae; Streptophyta; Magnoliopsida; Fabales; Fabaceae. Gene Ontology annotation, molecular function: protein binding. The transcript has 5 exons. Bases 148 to 828 code for a protein of 226 amino acids. The record is from RefSeq and is a predicted model, not a curated record.